AUGAGAAGGUAUGUACCCGUGUAAAAUGUAGAUGAUGAUUCUACUAAAUAACCCAAAGUUAUUAAACAGUUAGAUAUUUAUGAUAAAAUGGAAUAAUGGGGAGAGUGGCUUUGGAUUAAAGUAUAAGCUGUUCUUUGGAUAUCAGCAGCCAUUGCUAUAGUUUAUUAUUCAAACUUUUUUAAGUAAUUGUUUCACAAUGAAAAUAUCAAUGAGUAAUUAAAAAAAAUCAAAUUAGAUUAUUUCUCACUUUUGCAUUAUUAUUUAUUGGCAUGAGUAUAAGUUUAUCAUUAUAUGCUGCAUUUUAUUUACCUUGCAUAAAAGGUAUAACAGAGGAUAUAGAAACAUAUAAUCCAAAAGCUAUAUAAUUAGGUGCUUUUGCUGGAUUUAUGAGUUUCAUAACGUAUAUAUAUAUAAUUUAUAGUUUAUUAGUUUAAUAAUUGCAAUUUGGCCUGUAUUCGGAUGGUGGAGUUUCCCUAUGUUAUUUGCUAUGUUCUUGGGAUUCAUUAACACAGGACAUUUCUUACCAAAUCAUUAACUAAGUGGUCUCCUUUUUGGAGCCAUUUUUAUUGGAGCCUUCUUCUCACAUUAUUAUAUUGAUCAUGAUGGUUAUAUGCAUUGA
Molecule: messenger RNA, 619 nt
Organism: Paramecium pentaurelia
Lineage: Eukaryota; Ciliophora; Oligohymenophorea; Peniculida; Parameciidae
Source: the annotation of a GenBank genome assembly